Molecule: messenger RNA, 1892 nt
Organism: Ziziphus jujuba (common jujube)
Lineage: Eukaryota; Viridiplantae; Streptophyta; Magnoliopsida; Rosales; Rhamnaceae
Product: actin-related protein 8
Exons: 12
Coding region: 143-1585 (480 amino acids)
Molecular function (GO): protein binding
Source: RefSeq, a predicted model, not a curated record
ACCUUCUGUUUGACUCCCGGGAAAUCAUUUUCUCUUUUUGGGGGUUAGGAAGAUUCUCCGAUAAUACUAUUUAAAAAAAUACUGAACUAUAUAUAUGCGUAAUCAAAAAUUUCACUGAUUUAUAGAAUUUUUUUUGGGGGGCAUGGCUACGUUGUUGUUGAAGAAAGUUUGGGAAUCGGUUUCCAACCGUUCUUCGAUUUCCAACUCCAAUUCACAGCGACGGCAUCGUUCUUCCCACGACGACUCGUCGUCUUCGUCGUUUUCGUCGUCUAUAGGGGCAUUCGAUCAAAUACCGUCUGAUAUAUUGAUGCAAAUACUGAGAUUGCUUGGUCCAAAGGAAGCUGCGAAGAUGAGCGUCGUCUGCAAGUUAUGGAAGUCUCUCGUUUCCGAUGAUCGGCUCUGGAUUUUCUUCCUCCAGAAUCGGCAGGACCAGCACGAUUCGUUCGACUCCAUUAUCUUCGCUGAAACCUAUUUGAGAUCCGGUGCCCCACUUCAAGCAUUGUCUGGUCAGCUCACAGAGUUUUCGAUGAUGGGUAUUUAUGGUCAGCGUAUGCUAGUUCCGGGUUCUGUCAUUAUUGAUGGUGGCUCUGGCUAUUGCAAAUUUGGCUGGAGCAAAUAUGCUUGUCCAUCUGGGAGGUCAGCAACUUUUUUGGAAUUUGGUAACAUCGAGUCUCCAAUGUACUCUAGACUUAGGCAGUUUUUUGCAACUAUUUACAGCAGCAGGAUGCAGGUGAAACCGUCUUCUCAGCCAGUGGUUUUGUCAAUACCGAUCUGCCAUUAUGAUGAUACCGAAGCUGCCAAAGCAUCAAGACGUCAGCUCAAAGAAGCCAUAUAUACAACCCUCUUCGACAUGAAUGUUCCUGCUGUUUGUGCAAUUAAUCAGGCAAUUUUAGCUUUGUAUGCAGCCAGAAGAACUUCAGGAAUUGUUGUAAAUAUUGGGUUUCAGGUCACAUCUAUUGUCCCAAUUCUGAAUGGUAAAGUAAUGCGCAAGGUGGGCGUGGAAGUUGUGGGAUUGGGAGCAUUAAAACUUACCGGGUUUCUUAGAGAGUUGAUGCAGAAGAACAAUUUAAAUUUUGAAUCAUUGUAUACUGUUCGAACAUUAAAAGAGAAUCUUUGUUAUGUUGCUGCUGAUUAUGAAGCUGAACUCUGUAAAGAUACAAAAGCAUCAUUUAAAUCAGGAGAAGGUUGGUUUACCCUUUCAAAGGAACGGUUUCAAACAGGAGAAAUCUUAUUCCAGCCACAAAUUGCAGGAGUGCGAGCAAUGGGUUUGCCCCAGGCUGUAGCACUUUGUAUGGAUCAUUGCCAUGCAGCCGAAUUAACCGGUGAUGACACUUGGUUCAAGACUAUUGUAUUGUCAGGAGGAACUGCAUGUUUACCAGGAUUGGCAGGCAGGUUAGAGAAGGAACUGCAUGAACUUUGCUCACCAUCUCUGUCCAGUGGCAUUACAGUCGUUCCCCCUCCAUAUGGUACAGAUACUGCAUGGUUUGGGGCAAAGUUUAUCAGCAAUUUGAGCACCUUCCCUCGUAAUUGGUGCAUGACAAAGAAGCAGUUUCGGCGGAAAUCCAGAGCGAAUCUCAUUUGGUGAAUAUCACAAUUUGGCAUUAUUUAGAGCCCUUCCGUACUCGAGUUGUGUAAGAAGCUGGCGUUUCCGAUAAAAGUUUAGGUCAACAUUAUAGACUUUCAACAAGUAUGCGACACGAAUCGUCCAGCUUGUAAUGUCUAUUUAAAAGAAAGAGUCAACUGAAAUUUAAUAGUUCCAAGUGUCAUAUAGUAUUUGGGUAUUUAUUUUUUAUUUUUUAAGUUGACUGUAAAAGAGUAAUGGAAGAAUAAUUCGAUGGUGUAGAAUAUGUGCUAAUACAUAAUGAUUACCAAAAGCUGAAUUGCUGUUACCA